GUGACGUGACUCGCUCCCCUUCUUCAGCGCGCGGGAGACCCCGUCGGUCCCUUUUCCCUUCUCGCCUGCACACAGAGAAGAUGCCUGGCGUAACCGUGAAAGACGUUAACCAGCAGGAGUUUGUCAGGGCCCUGUCUGCCUUCCUCAAGAAAUCUGGCAAACUGAAGGUACCAGAAUGGGUCGACACAGUGAAAUUGGCAAAACACAAGGAACUGGCCCCAUAUGAUGAAAACUGGUUCUACACCAGAGCAGCCUCCACCGUACGUCACUUGUACCUCCGAGGUGGUGCCGGAGUCGGUUCCAUGACCAAGAUCUAUGGUGGACGUCAGCGUAAUGGUGUUAAGCCAAGUCACUUCAGCAGCGGGUCAAAAAGUGUAGCUAGGAAAGUGCUGCAGGCUCUGGAGAGCCUGAAAAUGCUGGAGAAAGACCCCAAUGGAGGUCGCAGACUCACUCCACAAGGACAGAGAGACUUGGACAGAAUCGCUGGACAGGUUGCAGCAGCAAGCAAGAAACAUUAAAUCCAUUCUAAAUAAACCAAUAAACGUGACGUUUCCUGUA
Spea bombifrons (plains spadefoot toad) is the source of this 558-nucleotide messenger RNA. RefSeq names its product ribosomal protein S19 (gene RPS19). Gene Ontology annotation, molecular function: RNA binding; structural constituent of ribosome. The coding region runs from base 81 to 518 and encodes 145 amino acids. The transcript has 6 exons. Gene Ontology annotation, cellular component: ribosome; cytosolic small ribosomal subunit. The record is from RefSeq and is a predicted model, not a curated record. Lineage: Eukaryota; Metazoa; Chordata; Amphibia; Anura; Pelobatidae. Gene Ontology annotation, biological process: translation; ribosomal small subunit assembly.